Messenger RNA from Cynara cardunculus var. scolymus (artichoke), 945 nucleotides. RefSeq lists its product as uncharacterized. The coding region runs from base 1 to 945 and encodes 314 amino acids. Lineage: Eukaryota; Viridiplantae; Streptophyta; Magnoliopsida; Asterales; Asteraceae. The record is from RefSeq and is a predicted model, not a curated record. The transcript has 2 exons.
AUGAGUGGAAAACAAGAAAUUCAAGAGUUUUGGAUAAAUGAGUUUAGAAACGACGUUGAAGAUGAAAUUGACCAAAUUCAACUUCAACUUUUUGAGCAAUGGCAAAACUAUCGUGAAGAAGAUCAAGGUUCUGCCAACCGAAAGAAGUAUUUAUACCGAGAUCGUGAAGAGGGUCACAUGCGGCUCUACAAUGAUUAUUUCUCCUCUGACCCCGUAUACGACAUUGAAAUUUUUCUACGGCGUUUUCGCAAGCGAAAAGAAUUAUUCCUUCAUAUACGGGCUAUUCGCCAACUGGCAUAUGGAAUUCAUGUUGAUCAUUACGAUGAGUAUCUAUGUGUUGCUGAAUCAAUAGUGUUUGAUUUUUUUUGCCAAGGUGUGAUACAAAUAUUUGGUAAACAGUACUUGAGAAAGCCAAAUGCUACCGACAUCCAGCGAUUGCUUCAAAUGCAUGAACAAAGACAUAGAUUUCCAGGUAUGUUGGGUAGUCUUGAUUGUAUUAAUUGGGAAUGGAAAAAUUGUCCUAUUGCUUGGAAAGGUCAAUUCACUCGAGGUGAUCAUGGGUUCCCGACAAUUAUACUUGAAGCAGUUGCAUCUAUAGACUUGUGGAUAUGGCAUGCAUUCUUUAGGAUCGCAGGAUCACGUAAUGAUAUCAACAUACUCAAUGACUCCAAUUUAUUUGAUAAUGUCUUACAAGGGAAGGAACCACCAGUUAAUUUUAAGAUAAACGGUACACACUAUAUGAAGGGAUAUUAUCUUAAUGAUGGUAUCUAUCUGGAAUUUGGCAGCGUUCGUCAAGAGCUUCCUUUCCCACAGAUGGAAAAAGGAAAUUGUUUAAGAAGUGAAAAGAGAGUGCAAGAAAGGAUGUUGAAUGUGCAUUUGGAGUACUUCAAUCUCGUUGGUCUAUCUUUAAAGGGCCAUCACGAAUGUGGUAUAAAGAACAACUAA